This is a messenger RNA of Trematomus bernacchii (emerald rockcod), 1500 nucleotides long. Its product is annotated as beta-1,3-galactosyltransferase 5-like. Gene Ontology annotation, molecular function: N-acetyl-beta-D-glucosaminide beta-(1,3)-galactosyltransferase activity. Lineage: Eukaryota; Metazoa; Chordata; Actinopteri; Perciformes; Nototheniidae. The transcript has 2 exons. The record is from RefSeq and is a predicted model, not a curated record. The coding region runs from base 221 to 1210 and encodes 329 amino acids. Gene Ontology annotation, cellular component: membrane.
GACACAACGAAUAUUGGGCACAGAGUCCGGCGCACUUCGUGGGGGCUUGGUCAAACCUCCAGCUGGGGGGCCGCAACCCAGGUGUGGGCGGGGCAGGUGAAGAACCAGGUGGUGAAGCGGAGAGGAGUGACUCUCGAGUACCCGGAUGUCAGCUCCGCAGGACAGCCACCGGAGAACCGGAGCAGGUUCACAGAGACGAGGAAACACGCUUACAGUUUGAAUGGAGAGCAGCAGCAGACGCUUUGCAUACGUCUUCAUCUGCAUGGUGGGAGCAGUGACAAUACUCCUCGUCUACCUGGACCCGGACUGGGGCUUUGAGAGCAGGGACGCACCAGCACCAGCAUCACUGGCAGCUCCAGCAUGGAAGGAUCCUGGGCCCUAUUACGUGGCCUACCCAGGAAACUACAAAUUCAUCAUGGACGACACCCAGACGUGUAAAACCACCAGUCCUUUCCUGCUCCUGGUGGUCCCGGUGGCCCCUGGGGGUGUGGCAGCUCGGGACACCAUCCGGAGGACGUGGGGGAGUGAGAAACUGGUUCUGGGUCAGCGGGUGGAGACUCUCUUCGUACUGGGCCUACCUUCAGGAGCUGAUGCCGAGCAGCAGCAGGAGAAGCUCCAACAGGAAAACCUGCAGCACCAGGACCUGAUCCAGAGUAACUUCAAGGACGGCUACCACAAUCUGACCAUCAAGACGAUGGUGACACUGGAGUGGUUGGUUGCGCGCUGCGACAAGCUUUCCUACGUCAUGAAGAUUGACGCCGAUAUGUUGCUGCACGUCCAGAAUUUGGUUAAACUGUUACUGGAUCCCAGCACGGCCAAACAGAACUACAUGACAGGUUUGGUGUGGUGGCACAGCCCGGUCUUGAGAAACCCGUUCAACAAGUUCUACAUGCCGAGAUAUGUGAUUGCUGAGCCGGAGUACCCGCCGUAUCCUCUGGGCAUGGCCUACGUCAUGUCCCUGGACCUGCCUGCCAAGAUCCUGGCAGCCGCCCCUCACAUUAAGCCCAUCUUCAUCGAGGACGCCUACCUGGGUAUGUGCCUGAAACACCAUGGCCUUUCUCCCACCAACGCUCCUGAAAGCACCAUGUUCAUGGUGGACCCCAGGCAUCCUCUGAGCGACUGCAGCCUCUCCAGAGUGAUCGCUGCGACCACCACCAGCAUCCCACAGAUGACCAGUUACUGGGAGAGGAGCAGGGGGGCUACAUGUUGAACUGUGUCAGGUUUGAAAACUCUGAAUAGUUUUGAGUUUUUAGACACAGAUGUUUUUCAAAGUGUGUUUUGCCUCCUUAGUGGGCGUGUGCCGUGGCAUGAGGAUGCCUUAAGAAACUCAUCUUUUGUUCUGAGCGCUAAACCCUUCACAUGUCUUUCUGUCCCCACAGGAAGAGGAGAGCAACACUCUUUAAACAUGCUGUUGUUAUUUGCAUUAAACAAUGUCUGAGAUAAAACAUCUUGUAAUAAAUCAACUGUUUGAAUGGAUUAUAAAGAGCUUGCUAGAGCUGC